CCUCCUUCAUAUUGAGACAGAUUCAAGAGGGUGUCGAGACAAACAGCAGUUCUACAGCAGGCUAAAAGAGUGGACAUUAAUGAAGAUCAGUGAUUAAAACGGCUGUUAGUGAGUAGGAACGCUGUGAAUCGGUGAUGCUGAGAAAGGGGGAGUGGGUAUGGAUGGACUCAGACAUCGGGGUUCCCAUCGGAGCGAGGGUCAACGUAACACCAUCUGGUCAGCGGUUACUGGUGGACGAUGAUGGAAAGAAGCAGAGCCUGUCCCAGGAACAGGAAGCCUCUCUCAGGAUCAUGCACCCUACGUCAGUGGAGGGUGUGGAUGACAUGAUCAAACUGGGUGACAUGACCGAGGCCGGCCUCCUCAGGAACCUGCUGCUCCGACACAAACAAGGCAUCAUCUACACCUACACAGGCUCUGUGCUGGUGGCAGUGAACCCAUACCAGGAUUUCCCUUUAUAUUCAGUUGACCAGGUGGCGUUGUACCAUGGUCGAAAGCUGGGGGAACUCCCUCCGCACAUCUUCGCCAUCGCUGAAUCCUGCUACUGUAACAUGAUGCGCCAUCUCAGGAACCAGUGCUGCAUCAUCAGCGGGGAAUCAGGAGCAGGAAAGACAGAGAGCACUAAGCUGAUCCUGCAGUACUUGGCAGCAGUCAGUGGUGAGCUCUCUAAACAGAAGAUUGAACAGCAGAUCCUGGAGUCUAACCCAAUACUAGAAGCGUUUGGAAAUGCAAAAACAGUCCGCAACGACAACUCCAGUCGCUUUGGGAAAUAUUUGGAGAUCUUCUUCAAUAAGGACGGAGCAAUUGAAGGUGCUCGCGUGGAGCAGUAUCUUCUGGAGAAGUCUCGUGUCUGCCGUCAGGCCCUAGAGGAGAGGAAUUACCACGUAUUUUACUGCAUGCUGGCAGGAGUCACAGCAGAGGAGAAGAAAACCUUGAGCCUUGGAGAUGCUGUGGAGUACGCAUUCCUUUCUAAGGGCGGCCACACCAUCUGUGAAGGCAGAGAUGACGCUAAAGACUUUAAGCGUAUUCGUUCUGCGAUGAAAAUCCUGACCUUCUCAGAAAGCCAGUGUCAGGAAAUCCUCAAGCUGCUGGCAGCCAUAUUACACCUGGGAAACGUCUGCUUCCAAGCCAACACACAAAAUAACUUGGAAACCAGUGACAUCAGCAAGUCAGAACACUUCAGCAUAGCAGCAUCAAUACUGGAGGUAAAAAAGUCUUCCCUGGCGACGAGUUUGACCCAUCGUUCCUUUAUGACCAACAGAGAGAGAGUGACCAAACCCCUCAGCUCUGAACAGGCGUCUGACUGUAGAGACGCCUUUGUCAAGGCGAUCUACAAUAAGCUGUUCAUAUGGAUCGUUGAGAAAAUCAACAGUGUCAUCUAUAAGAAGUUGACCAAAAACCCCAAAUCCUUCCUGUCCAUCGGCCUGCUCGAUAUCUUUGGCUUUGAGAACUUCAAAACAAACAGCUUCGAGCAGCUGUGCAUUAAUUUUGCCAAUGAGAAGCUGCAGCAGUUCUUUGUGGGCCACAUCUUCAAGCUGGAGCAGAAGGAGUACCUGAAAGAGGACAUUGUGUGGAAUAACAUCAAAUUUAGUGACAAUCAGAACGUCCUGGACAUUCUGGCUGUGAAACCCUGUAACCUGCUGGCUCUGAUCGAUGAAGAAACCCAUUUUCCAAAGGGCUCAGACUACACUAUGCUGAUCAAGAUGAAUGUACAACACCGUGGGAACAAGACUUACAUUGCCUCCAAAAGUGAACAUGACACAGACUUUGGGAUUCGCCACUUUGCAGGCGUGGUUAACUACGACUCCAAAGGGUUCCUGGAAAAGAACAGAGAUGCUGUCAGUUUUGACAUAAUCAAGAUGGUUGAAAUGACCACCAAUAAGCUGCUUCAUCAGAUAUUUGAGAGUGAGCUUUCAACCAAUGGAUUGAAGAUCACUAACAACAAGAAGGUCAUCAUUACACCUAAGAGCUCUCUACGGGCCCAGAGUGACAAACGUAAACAAGUGGCGACGCUGAGCGGUCAGUUCCGUCAGUCUCUGGACUCCCUCAUGAAGGCUCUGUCUGCCUGCCAGCCUUUCUUCAUCCGCUGCUUCAAACCCAACAAUGAAAAGCAGUCUAAGACUUUUGACAGAGAGCUGUGUAUGCGUCAGCUGAGAUACUCCGGCAUGAUGGACACCAUCCGCAUCCGGAAGCUGGGAUACCCAAUUCGCCACACCUUUGCGGAAUUCCUGAAGCGCUACAGGGUGCUCCUGACGACGACCGUCUGUGACCCCAAAACUGUUAGUCCUGAUGUGAUCUUCCUGAGGGAUGCCCAUGACGCCGUACUGGAACGACUAAGGGAACAAAAACUCAGCAGGAUAGCUCUGGUGAUCCAGAGGGUCAUGCUGGGACACAAAGACAGAAAGUCUUUCCUGAAGAAGCGGAGGGCAGCUGUGGUGUUGCAGAAGCACUGGAGAGCUUACAGACAGGAGCAACUGCGAAGAAAGCUCCGGCACGGCUUUGAGCGGCUGGCAUCAAAGAUCCGCAGUCGGAAGCUACGGUUACAGUACCUAAGACAGCGAGCAGCAGCCCUCACCAUACAAAGCCAGGUUCGUGGCUACCAGGCCAGGAAGGGCUGGAAGCAGAAGAGAGAGGCAGUCAUACUGCUGCAGGCUUACAGCAGAGGACUCCUGGCCAGAAGAAGAGCUCAAAAGAUGAGGGGUGAUGCCUCCCUUUUACACCUGGAGAAAGCAAAACAAGAGAAGAUAGCUUUGGAGCUUGAGCAGCGUCUGAAGGUUAUCGCCUUGUCACAACCAGCUAAUGAGGAGCCUGAGCCAAUCGUUGAACACGAUUCAGAGGAGAGCACGUAUGAUCUCACGCCUCCUGUGGAAGUGGUAGAACUGAAAGCACCUGAAUCCGAUAAUUAUCAGCAGAGGAGGAACGUGCCAGAGCCGGUGAAGGAAAUCUCUGAUGAGAUCUCAGAGCUGGAAAUCAUCGCUGCAGCCUCAAUUUCAACAACCCCCACCCCAUCGCUGGAAGAGGACGAAGACGACGAGUUUGAUGACGGCAGUGAUGAGUUUUCGUUCUACAAAUUCAGCAUCCUUAACUUCCAGAGCAACCACAGCCACACGCACAUCAACCAGAGAAUCAGGCAGCCUCUUUUGCCCCACGAUGACGAGGGCGACAUACUGGCAUGUCUGACUGUAUGGUGGAUUAUACUGCGUUUCAUGGAGGACCUGCCGGAACCAAAAUCUAUGGACGCGAUGUCUCAAGCAUCCAGCACCAUCUCGCGUAAUCUGCCUCAAAGGCAGGGCAGGAGGCUGAGCAGCCUGGUGGGACUGGAUCAGAAAAUACUGAGGAAGCACAAGAAAAAGAUCGGAGUUGGAAACAGAAAAGCUUCUGUAAUUAUUGAGGAGCCAGACAACAUUACAGAGGACGAGGACAUUUUGGUUGGAGAGGGUCCGACACUGGAUCGGCCACUUACAUCCGUGGAAAAACUACACAUUAUCAUCGGAUACGCUCUAUCGAGACGAGACAUAAGGGAUGAGAUUUACUGCCAGAUCUGUAAGCAGCUGGUGAACAAUAGGAACAAGAGGAGCCGUAUGCAAGGCUGGACCCUUCUUUCCAUCUGUCUCGGGAUCUUUCCCCCAACAGACCUCUUCAUGAAGUAUUUGGAGAAUUUUGUCCACAGGGAGCCAAGUGGUUAUGGAGAAUACUGUACUGGGCGCCUGCGUCGUAUAAUAGCCAACGGAGAAAGAAAAGAGUUGCCCUGUUGGCUCGAGCAACAGGCUGCCAAAUCUAAGGAGCCCAUAGAUGUGUCUGUGAAUCUACUGGACGGCCGCAAUAUCAGUGUACAGCUGGACUCGGCUUCCACCUCUGCUGAAGUCUGUCAAGCUGUGGCUGACAAGAUUGAUCUUCGAGACAUAUAUGGAUUCUCCCUGUACAUCAGUCUUUAUGAAAAGAUGUGGUCUCUGGGCAGCUGUGGGAAGCAUGUGUUUGACGCAGUGUCUCAGUGCGAGCAGGAAAUGAGGAGGCAGAGCAAAGAUGAGAAGGACGCCCCCUGGCAGCUCUCCAUCCGAAAGGAACUGUUCACACCCUGGCAUGACUGCUCAGUUGACCCAAUCAGCACAGAUCUAAUCUACAGACAGGUCAUCAAGGGAAUCAAGUCUGGAGAGUACAUCAGUGACAAGGAGGAUGAUUACGUCCAGCUGGCAGCAAAGCACUAUUACAUCCAGUUUGGCUCUGCAUACAACAAAGACAACGUCCAAAAGGUGGUUGAGGAGUGCAUCGAAACCACACUUAUUGAGAACAAAUCUAUGACAAAGUGGAUCCAACUCAUAAGCGAAGCACACUUACAGGGUCCCUAUGUCAACGGAAGGCAGAAAACAGACAGUGUAAAAGGAGAACUGGUCAACAGCGCCCAACACAUAUGGCCUCUGCACUUCUCUAAGUUUUAUGAAGCUACAAUGAUGUCAGGACCUCCUUUGCCUAAAAGCAGGUUUGUUGUGGCUGUAAACUGGAAUAGCAUCUUCUUCAUGGAUGGAAGAGACAAGAGACUCCUUGAGCUUUCCUACCUAGAGGUAAAGGACAUACACAUGAUCAGUGACAGCCAUGUCAGUGCUCAGUCAGUAAGUUUGGCCACAGUCAAAGGAGAGUUUGUGCUGAAGUCUGGGGAAGCUGUGGACAUGGUUGCAGUUAUAGAGAAAAACCUGAAAGGGCUGAGACAGCGCUCAGUGUAUGCAGUGGCUCGGCAUGAUGCCAGUAAACCAGAUGACCCCACAUUCCUGGUUUGUAAACGAGGGGACCUGCUGUUGGUAGAGAAAGAUGAAGAAAGUUCUUCUGAUAAGAACUUGAUCAAAGCAACCAACAAUCGGACCAGCGCCACCGGUGUGGUCUACAAGGAUACAGUGCAGUUUCUGCCGACUCUAGAGAAGCCCACUAGCGAUUUGCUGGAACUGAUCAGCCCAGGCCAAAGGAAACUUUCAGUAGCACAAAACACCCUACCUAUUUACGAAACAGUGGCUCCUGUCUCUUUAAAAGAGUUUGCACUUGAGAACUUCAGGCCUGCAGGCCCUGUCGGUCGACAUGGUGCGUCCAAAGGGGUCAGCAGGGAGAAGCUGUGGGCUAGUUCAAGAGAACCUCUCAAACAGCCACUGAUGAGGAGCCUGGUCCGCAACUCUGACCUCAGCAACCUGGCCUGCAACGCUUUCACUGCUAUCCUGAAGUACAUGGGCGACUACCCCAUCAAACACGCUCGCAGUCCUUUAGAGCUGACUGACCAGAUCUUCGGUCCGGCCACCCAGCAUGAAGCUCUGCAGGACGAGAUCUACUGCCAAAUUAUGAGACAGAUGACCAACAACAACAACAGGUUGAGUGUGGAGCGUGGGUGGCAGCUCAUGUGGCUGUGUACAGGCUUGUUCCCGCCCAGUCCGGAUUUAAUGAGACACACUCAGAGCUUCUUGGAGUCACGGCGCAGAGACCAGCUGGCUCCUGACUGCCUGCAGAGGCUGCAUGCGAUGCGCAGUAAGGAGCCCAGGACGCUUCCCUCUCAUUCGGCAGAAGUGGACGCCAUCCAACAGAACAGCACCCAGAUCUUCCAUAAAGUCCACUUCCCAAAUGACACAAGUGAUAUAUUGGAGGUGAAAUCGACGACCACAAUCAAAGACCUGUGCUACAGUAUUGCCUCUAAGCUCAAACUGAGCUCAGCUGACGGAUAUGGCCUAUACCUAAAAACUGCAAACAAGGUCACAAGCUUGCAGGAGCAGAAGUAUUUUUUUGACAGUUUAAGGCAGACUUCAGAGAUUCCUAAGAAAGGAAAAAAAGCGAAGGAAGGCAACCAGGCCAACGUGCCCUACCUGGUGAUCUUUAAGAGGAAGCUCUGGUUCAACGUGAGCCCGGGGAAAGACCUGGUUGCAGACCUCACUUUCCAUUUCCCACAGGAGCUGCCUAGGUACCUGCGUGGAUACCACAAUUGCACCAAAGAGGAGAUGAUUAACCUGGGUGGGCUACUCUUCAGAGCCAAAGUAGAUUCAGACAGGUCGCAGUUUGUCAUGAUCCCCAGAAUGUUGAAGGAUUUGGUUCCUGCUGACCAGUUAAAAAUCAUGUCCCCUGAAGAAUGGAAGAAGCACAUCAUCUCUGCCUACAACAAGCAGAGUGGCAUGACUUUGCAAGAGGCCAAAGUUGCCUUCUUGAAAGGCAUUUCGGUCUGGCCAACCUUUGGCUGUGCCUUCUUUGAAGUUAAACAAACGUGUGAAUCUAGCUACCCAAAUACAGUUUUGAUCGCCAUCAGCAAGCAAGGUGUCAGCUUAUCAGACCCAAAUACAAAGGAGCUGCUGGUUAUGCACCCGUUCAGCCGCAUCACAGAGUACCAAAGCGAAGGCGGCUACUUUGAGAUGACCAUUGGCACCCUGGUGAGGGGCAACAUCUUUGUCUGUGAAACCCCUCAGGCCAACACAAUGGAGGACCUUCUUAGAUCCUAUGUCACUAUGUACGAGAGGCAGACAGAGGCCUUUCGAACAAGGAAUACCAUGUUUUCCUGAAGCUUUAAGGGCAAAAGAAUAGACUGAGCCGCUGUGAUUUAUAUGCACUCUUGAUCAAUAUAUGUAUUUGUGUACUUUAAAUGGCACAUUUGUGCCCAAUAGAUAUUGCUUCUACUAAACAAGAUAGAGAUAUUAAAAUGUAAGUCAUGUA
This is a messenger RNA of Perca fluviatilis (European perch), 6666 nucleotides long. Its product is annotated as unconventional myosin-VIIb-like. Gene Ontology annotation, molecular function: ATP binding; protein binding; cytoskeletal motor activity. The record is from RefSeq and is a predicted model, not a curated record. NCBI's taxonomy places the organism in Eukaryota, Metazoa, Chordata, Actinopteri, Perciformes, Percidae. Bases 135 to 6515 code for a protein of 2126 amino acids. Gene Ontology annotation, cellular component: myosin complex; cytoskeleton. The transcript has 50 exons.